UCUGUACCUGGAUUGCACGAAUCUUGACGUUGGUACAGUAGUGUGGACACGAGGGCGAAGAUGGUCUCAUAGCCGGGAAGGGCAGCGGACAAGGAAGUGGUUCCGCAGGGAUUCAGCCCGCCACUGGGGCAUAGAUUCUGCUUAGAAGGUUUGCUUACAGAAAUUUUUUGGAUUGGAUAUUGACCAACUGCAAUAUUUUUGCACGUCUGUAUAUUGAAAAGGAUGGAUUCUGAUAUGGUGAUUGAAGUUCCAGACACGCCUGAGAGGGCAGCACUUACUCGUUCGGUUAGUGAAUCCUCUUCACGUAAUUGUGGAAUCAAAGAUAAGCCAUCUUCAUCCAAUCAAUAUUUAGAGCCAAAGCCAAUGAUCAGAACCUACUCUCGCCAAAUGAAGAAUUGUGGUCCUCAUGAUUUUAAUGGUAAAUGUAUAGCGCCAGUGGAUAACGAUUUUCUCUUCUCGCAAGCCAGAAUAGCUCGAGUUAUCUCUGACAUUCCUGCUAAUAGAAAAAUAAUACAUUCAAGUAAUUGUUCUCCUAAACGCGGGCAAAUUGGUGGCUUGAAUGAGAAUGGGACAAAUCCAAAGGCGAUUGAGUUGAGUCAGGAAAGUCCUGUUAGAUGUAGGAGCUCAAGGAACAAGGAAGAGAAGCAUCUAAGCUGGCAGACGGGAAGAAAUCAAAUUACUGGUUAUGGUAAACUUAGUGUAAAAUCUUCUUCAUCAAUGGAGGGCCUUAGGAAAGACAGGAAUAAUGCAGACAGCUCUUUAAAAGAAUAUGUUAGCUUCUGUACCUCAAAUGAUGCAGAAAAUGUCAAAAGUCACGCGACCGCGGUUUCAAGUGGCAAAGAAAAGAUGAUUGCUCAACAAGAUAAUUCACGAACUAGAAAUGAACAAUUGGAAUCAAAACAUCCUGAAAUUGGUCUCACACAAAGAGAUGUGCAGCAAAAAAAGCUAUCCAAUGGCAACAACAAUAGCCAAGCUGAGCCUUAUUAUGAAGAGCUUAGAAACCUUGCCAAUCAAGGAGCGUCUUCAUCUCCUAUUGUUACAAACUUUGAUAUCGAAAUAGGGGAUGGACCAGCCAAGGUUUCUCAAUCUAUCACCAGGCAGCAGAAUUACAGACGCCAAGAAUUGGUUUUGCAUCCAAAAAACACUGGGCAUAGAAGGCUAGUACGUAAUGGGUGCAUUUCUCCUUUUAACAUAGCAAGAAAUAAGAAUGAUGCAAAGGCUAAAGGGAUUGAGGAAGGACGUGUCAUUUCUAGCAAAAUACCUAUCAAUAACUCUUCUAAAUCUGUGCAUCAUUUUAGUUUUGAAGGCAGGACUACUGAUAAGGGGAAAGGGAAGGAAGUCAUGAAUGAUGAGUAUUUGGCUAGUUCUCAACAUGCUGUAGUUGUACCACCAUACAGAAGAUCCUUGAUGCCUCAAAAGGAAGUGAUUUCAGACAUGGAUUAUGACAGUGGCAGGAUUCAGAUUGAUGGAUAUUCAGCAACACAUAAGCAGGAGGGAAGUUCAUCUCUUCUUCCUUCCUCUCAUGCUGCCUGUAUUUCUGAGACCGAGAAUAUGUCUAGUCAUUUAUCUAGUUCCAGAGGUGAAAUUGCAAAGGGUUGUACAAAAUAUGCUCCAUCUGUUACAUACAUAUCUGAAGAAGCUACCUCCCAAUCUGGUCAAAAUAUUACCCAAGUUCAAGGAUGUUUCAAAUUGAACUCGGAAGCUCCACAACUUACAGGUAAACGGAAAAUUAACUUCACACAUUCCAGUGCCGGUGAAUGCUCGAACUCAGCUGUUGAUAGCCCAAGGAUAUCAUAUGAUCGGACGUCCUUGAAACAUUCAUUUCCACGAUCAACAAGAAGUCGGAAAUCAGUGGAAGUUGAUAAUUCAUUAGCACCUAUUGUGGAGAUUGAUGAAUUGGACGGUAACACCCAAGUGGAAAAUCAUGAACUUUCUGAUGAAUCUAUUGCUAGAUCUAUACAACUUGAAUCAGAUGAGGUACUAGCUCGCCAGCUCCAAGAGCAGUUCUAUCUGGAAUCACCACCAGUGGGAGCUACAGAGGUUGAAUCGACUAUUGGGUGGUCAUUGUUGCAGGAAGAGGAUGAUCUUCAUGCUUUUCAAAGGAGGCGUAACCAGUCUCAUCAGAGGGAGGCGUUACGUCCUACUUUAUUGGGGAGACCAAUAUUUCGUCAUCCAUCUACGAGGAUGACGGCCCGAGCUCGAACAGAAAAUAGAACUGGCCGUAUAAGGAGAAACAUUAGCAGGCCUACCAUGAGUUUGGAAGAGAGGCUCGACUUUCUUGAAGCACUUGAAGCAGCAUUUGAACAUGGUAAUGACAUGGAAACUCCUGAUCAUUUUCUUGGCUUCCAACGUGAUUUUAAUGAGGAUGAUUAUGAGAUGUUAUUGGCUCUUGACGAGAACAACCACAAUGUUGGUGCAUCUGAGAGGCAGAUAAACAGCUUGCCUCAAUCAGUAAUCCAGCAGAAUACUGAUUCUGAAGAAGCUUGUGCCGUUUGCCUUGAGACUCCUGUUGUUGGUGAUGCCAUCCGUCAUUUGCCAUGCUUGCAUAAAUUCCACAAAGAUUGCAUUGACACGUGGCUUAGGAGGAAGAGAUCAUGUCCAAUAUGCAAGUCUGGCAUCACCUGAUUAACUUCCAUUAACUUCAUCAGAUGUUGAAGAAAAACCAUAGCUAGGAAGGGCCUAAGCAAUUCAGUAGUUAGUUCAGUCAGCUUCAGCUUGCUGAUUUUUUCUUCCUCAGUGUACUUAUAAUUCCUUGUUCAGUCUACAAUAUGGGUUUUGGUUUUUAUAUGUAGCUCCUAAGUAGUACCAAUUGGCAUAUAACUGGAAAGAGAGAGAGAGAGAGAGAGAGAGAGAGAGAGAGAGAGAGAGAAGUUUCAUUAAUUAUCUUUUUUACCUCUCUUAUUUUUUCUCUCCCCUUUUGUUUUAUAUGUCAUUGGCAUUUGAGGAGUAUAUUAUAUAUAUUUUUCCUUGUUCAGAGUCCUGAUAUGAAAAGAAGAAGAAAUUAGAUUGAUUGACUUACCAUUGGUUUUCAUUUUAUUCUCCACAACGGUUUUGGUUUA
Molecule: messenger RNA, 3059 nt
Organism: Dendrobium catenatum
Lineage: Eukaryota; Viridiplantae; Streptophyta; Magnoliopsida; Asparagales; Orchidaceae
Exons: 9
Coding region: 223-2625 (800 amino acids)
Source: RefSeq, a predicted model, not a curated record